CUGGCGUUAAGCCGUACAUAAGAUCCCUCGAUCACUGAGCUUAGCUCACACAGCACUCACUCAGCACGGCCAAAACAAGAACAGAGGCACGUCCUGAGCACGGAGCACCUCUAGCUCCAAUGGAUCACUCGACCUCCCUCCUCCGGCUCACCUUCUUCCUCCUCGGCGCGUCUCUCCUCGUCCUCGUCGUCCGCUCCGCCUUCCGCCUGCCCAUCGACGCAUCCCUCUUCGACGACGCCGCCGGCAGCUGCACCCGCUUCUCCCCAUGGGCCUGCCGCCAACAACCAUCGAAGCCAUCAAAGCCACCUUCCCACGACCACAACUCCGACGUGCCGCGCCACCCGCUAGACCCGCUCACGGUCACCGAAAUCAACCUCGCCGCCGCGCUCCUCCGCGCCCACCCGCCCUUCUCCGAGUCCCCAUCCUCCCUCAUCAUCCACUCCCUCGCCCUCGACGAGCCCGAGAAGCCCCUCGUCCGCGCCUGGCAAAAGGCCAACAAAGCUGGCCUCAACACGCCGCUCCCCGCGCGCCGUGUCGUGGCCGUGGUCCGCUUCCAUGGCGAGUCCCACGUGCUCUCCAUCGACCUUGGCCCCAACGGCGCCAUCGAGGCUCUCCCCGUCCCGGCGUCCGGGUACCCGACGAUGACCAUGGACGAGCAGGUGGCGCUCUGCGCCGCGCCGUUCGCGGACCCGGCCUUCAACGCCUCCAUCGCGCGCCGCGGGGUCCGGAUAACCGAUGUCGCGUGCCUGCCGAUUUCCUCCGGCUGGUACGGGCCCGACGAGGAAGGCCGGCGGGUGAUCAAGGUGCAGUGCUUCUCCAUGGAAGGCACGGCCAACUUCUACAUGCGGCCCAUCGAAGGGCUCACGCUCGUCCUCGACAUGGACACCCGGGAAGUCGUGCACAUCUCCGACCGCGGCGCCGGCAUCCCUGUCCCCGACGCCAAGAACACCGACUACAGAGUGCACGCCGGAACCGGUGACGAUGCAAAGAAGAAGAAGCGUGGAGCGGCACAACAGGCUUCAAUGGAGGAGCUUGGAUUCGAGGUGAAAGGGCACAAGGUGAAGUGGGGCGGAUGGGAGAUGCACGUGAAGGCGGACGCUAGGGCGGGGAUGGUGGUGUCCAUGGCGGAAGUGCAAGGGCGGGAGGUCAUGUACAAGGGCAUGGCGUCCGAGCUCUUCGUCCCCUACAUGGAUCCCACCGAGGCUUGGUACUUCAAGACGUACAUGGACGCCGGCGAGUACGGCUUCGGGCUGCAGGCCAUGCCGCUCGUGCCGCUCAACGACUGCCCGAGGAACGCGGCGUACUUGGACGGCGUCUUCGUCGCCGGCGACGGGAAGCCCUACGUCAAGGAGAACAUCAUCUGCGUCUUCGAGCGCUACGCCGGCGACGUCGCCUGGCGACACUCCGAGGGGCCCAUCUCCGGCAUGGACAUAAGGGAGUCGCGGGCGAAGGUGACGUUGGUGGCGCGGAUGGCUGCGUCGGUUGCCAAUUACGACUACAUCAUGGACUGGGAGUUCCAAAUGGACGGCCUCAUACGCAUCAAGGUUGGCCUUAGCGGGAUCCUGAUGGUGAAGGGCACGCCCUACUCCCACAUGAACCAGGUCCGACGGAACGAGGAGAUGUAUGGCACCCUGCUCUCCGAGAACGUCAUCGGCGUUAUCCACGACCACUACGUCACCUUCCGCCUCGACAUGGACGUCGACGGCGCCGACAACUCUUUCGUCAAGGUGGAGAUGGCCCGCCAUAACACUGCUCCGGGCGAGUCCCCUCGGAAGAGCUACCUCAAGGCCACCCGACACGUCGCGAGCACAGAGAAGGAUGCUCAGGUCCGUUUGAAACUUUACGAGCCGUCAGAGUUCCACCUCGUUAACCCGACGAAGAAGACACGUGUGGGGAACCCGGUAGGCUAUAAGAUCGUCCCAGGCGGCACUGCCGCCAGCUUGCUGGCCCCCGACGACCCGGCACAAAAGAGGGGUGCAUUCACAAACAAUCAGAUUUGGGUCACGCCGUACAACAAAAGCGAGGAAUGGGCUGGUGGCCUGUUUGUAUACCAGAGCAAAGGGGAGGACACGCUGGCUACAUGGUCGGAGAGGGACCGUCCGAUCGAGAACAAGGACCUGGUGGUGUGGUACACGCUGGGGUUCCACCACGUCCCGUGCCAGGAGGACUUCCCCAUCAUGCCCACCGUCUCGGCCAGCUUCGACCUCAAGCCAGUCAACUUCUUCGAGAGCAACCCUAUCCUGAAGCAACGGCCUGUCAAGGAAAACGAUCUGCCCGUCUGCGCUGCAGCCUCUGCCGCUGCAGCCUGAGGCCGUCGAUGACGAUGAAGUUAUAUCCAUAUAUGGUAAUUGUUCAUGCAUGCGCGUCCAUUUAUGAAUGAACAGCGCAAAGUUCCUUACCGUUGUACUGUACUUCAAAUUAUAAGGAAGUGGUGCGUCGGUCGUCUGGGGAGCUCAUUCGUGAAGGCGUUGGUUAAACUAGUAUUGGCUGUUUAGUAGCUGUAGUUUGGAAUGUUGGUUCUUCCUGUUGAUCUGUUCUGACGUUGGCUGUGUUUGUUGGUGGUUGUUUUGCUUUUAUCACAGGUAUCCCUAGCGGGAUCUUGUUUCGGCUUUCUAAUAAAGUUGGGCCCAAAAAGCUUUUUAUCGAUAAAA
Molecule: messenger RNA, 2651 nt
Organism: Brachypodium distachyon (stiff brome)
Lineage: Eukaryota; Viridiplantae; Streptophyta; Magnoliopsida; Poales; Poaceae
Product: primary amine oxidase
Exons: 5
Coding region: 120-2309 (729 amino acids)
Biological process (GO): amine metabolic process
Molecular function (GO): primary methylamine oxidase activity; copper ion binding; quinone binding
Source: RefSeq, a predicted model, not a curated record